Medioppia subpectinata is the source of this 471-nucleotide messenger RNA. The record is from the annotation of a GenBank genome assembly. Lineage: Eukaryota; Metazoa; Arthropoda; Arachnida; Sarcoptiformes; Oppiidae.
GUUUAAGUUGUUUCUGUGUUAACAAAAAUGGAGAGAAAUAUAGAGGAACUCAAGUGAAUAGGAACGAGAAGUUGUCCAUAAAUCAACAAUGCAAUUGUGUCCGAGAAAUGGAGUUAAUAAGAGAUAUUGACGAAGAGAAAUGGGACCAAAUGACUGAACUGUUCGCGCAAUACCGGUGCGAAAGAAAUGGCAAUUAUCUGACACUUCAGUGCACAGAAGCUGAAUGUUAUUGUGUGGAUUCGAUCUAUGGUAAUCUGGCCGAUGGUUCUUCAUCAAAACUCAAGACUGACCCUAAAGGCAUCAGCGAAUUACCAUGCUUUAAAGAGUACGCCAACAAAUUUGGCGACAUGGACUAUUUAUGGCAAACAUACCCCGAUGUGCUUUCUUAUAUUUCAGACAUUCCUAAAGCAUAAUUACUAAUUAUUAAUUAGCAUAUUGUUGAAUGUUUAUUAUUUUACUUUUACUUACAAC